AUGGCAGCAGCGAGCUCUCUGCCGCCUUCGAAGCCGUACGAUGUCGACUUCACAAUCGUCUCCGCCAAGCAUCUGAAGAACGUGAAUUGGCGCCACGGGGAUCUCAAGCCCUAUGUGAUCUUCUGGGUGGAUCCCGAUCGUCGUCUCGCUACCAAAUCGGACGAUCAUGGAUCGACCAAGCCGGUGUGGAACGAGCGGUUCGUGCUUCCUCUGGCGGUCCCGCCUCAGGAAUCGCUGCUCACUCUCGAGAUCUUCCACUCGAAGCCGUCGGAGACGCCCAAGCCGUUGGUCGGAACCCUAAGGUUGCCGCUCAAGGACGUGAUGUGCUCGGAUGAUUCCACGAAGGUCAGAAGUUUCGAGCUCCUUCUACCCUCCGGUCGCCCCCAGGGUAAGAUCCGACUCAAAAUCUCUAUCCAGGAACGCCCGAGCCCCCCUGAUUUCCAAAUUCCCCCUCCGUCCAGCUAUUAUUUCUCAACUGCGCCGCCGCCGCCCGCUUCCCGUGAUUACCGAGGAUACAAUAUCCCUCCGUACAACCCACACCAGCCCCCAUCUCCCGCGCUGGUGCCGCCGCCUCAUCCGACUCUAUCACCUCCACCUCCUCCCCACUCGCAUCCUUAUCAAUACGGCGGAUACUCUGAUCCAUACUCUAGCUACUACCCCGGUUACUACGCUCAGCCUCCUUAUCCGCCACGGCCGUUCCCUGACCGACAACCCAGCUUUGGCAGGCCGGGGCCUAGUGCGCCGGUGGAUUAUGCACCGUAUGAUAACAAGCGUAGUGGAAAGAUGGGAUUAGGAACUGGAUUGGCAGUUGGAGCUGUGGCAGGAGCCCUAGGAGGGCUGGCAUUGGAGGAGGGUUUGAAAUAUGAGGAAGAGAAGAUUGCAGAGAGAGUUGAGCGUGACAUUUCUGGAAGGGAUAAUUACAGUGACUACCAUGUUGAUUACUAG
Ipomoea nil (Japanese morning glory) is the source of this 945-nucleotide messenger RNA. Its product is annotated as protein SRC2 homolog. The record is from RefSeq and is a predicted model, not a curated record. Gene Ontology annotation, biological process: defense response. NCBI's taxonomy places the organism in Eukaryota, Viridiplantae, Streptophyta, Magnoliopsida, Solanales, Convolvulaceae. Bases 1 to 945 code for a protein of 314 amino acids. The transcript has a single exon.